Molecule: messenger RNA, 3186 nt
Organism: Sodiomyces alkalinus F11
Lineage: Eukaryota; Fungi; Ascomycota; Sordariomycetes; Glomerellales; Plectosphaerellaceae
Product: DUF1708-domain-containing protein
Exons: 6
Coding region: 1-3186 (1061 amino acids)
Source: RefSeq, a predicted model, not a curated record
AUGCCGAGCUUCUUCUCUCGCCUGAAGGGCGCUGGAGGAGGCGCGAGGUUGAAGUCCAAGAAGGGUGGGCAUCUCGACCAGCUCACAGACCAGCUGCCCCCCAAGCCGCUCUGGGAAGAUGCCUAUACCAGAGUCAAUGUCGAGCCCGAGGAGAUUCAGGAGUUGAUCAGACGAUGCACCGAGGAGCUCAAGGCACGAGCCCUCGAUCAUCCAUUCCUGCUACUGCCUUUUCGCCCUACAUCCGAUCCUAGCGCCGUGCGCACCUUUAUUCGUCACUUCUUCGACAGCAGCCAUGGUCUCCGAGGAGAUGCACUGGCACAGGACCUUCGCAUGACCGAGCCAAUGGUUAUUGCAGGUGUGACAAAGUGGUGCUGGAGCAGACUUCAGGGGGGUGUAGUCGGAUGGGAUGCUUAUGAGCUGUUCAAAGUCGGCGAACAUGAUUCUAACAUGGCUCGGGAUUCUUUCAAAACAUUCAUUCCUCUAAGUGUCGACAACGGCGCGCGAUCAUGUAUUAUUUUCGACUUCUUCGAUCUCCUGGCAGCGAUUGCGGCUCACGGUAAAAUGAACGGUAUGGGUGGUCGCAAGCUCUCUCGGAUGGCUGCAUGGUGGGCGUUCGAACAGAAAGACACGGGUAGCGGCUUCGAGGGUGGUUAUAACGCAUGGCAAAAGGCUGCCGAUGCCACGAGCCACCUCUUCUUCGCCUACCUGAGGUCACUUGCCCCUCAAAAUACCCAUAGCACCAUCUCCAUGCUACCCAUGUCGCUGCAGAAACUCGUUCAGGAAACCGAAUACCCACCGCAGAAGCCAAUUCUGUUGCAAACUUCAACCAAUAAGGUGGUUAUGAUUGUUGACACAGUCUCGCCAACUCCCUUCGCGCUGUUGCGCCGCGCAAGUCACUUCCAGUUUCGCGACGAGGAUCGAGCUUUACAGGAAUUCUCCGAUUUUGAGGACCCUGUCCAGGCCCUUACAGAAGAAUGCCGCCGAGUGCUCAAGUCCAUCUCUUCGGCCAACCAGUCUCAAGUCUCGAGCGUAAAACAUUCUACCAGUCUCCGCGACGCCUCGUGGUCACGCUUUGAAGAUAUCGGCUUUGCAAGUGCGCUUGAGGAGGAAGACGACGAUGAAGAUGUCUCGGCUGCCAUCAGGAAACCCCAGGGCCUAAGAACGACUCCGCUGUCCGGAACUACCAACCUUGCACGACCGACUACUCCAUCCUGGGCGGACUUCCUCUCGUCUGGCUUUGUGGAUGAGAAGGUGAAUAGCCAAGCCAGCCAUUUGCUCCCGCCGGACAAGGUCCUUCCGCCGAUUGAGACGACUGUUCGACAAAAAAGUUCUCAGUCACACAGGCCUCGACUGGAAUCCGAUCGCGAGCUCGAGCCUGGCGAACUCGCCAGCAUCAUUCGGAUUGAUCUGGACGACGCUUUCUGGUGGGUUUGGAUGAGCAGCCUCGCCCCCGAAGAGACCUCCGACAGAAAAUCCGCAUUUGGCCGCUGUGCCGUCAUCGAGACGGUGAUCAAGUCGGGCCGAUGGCUCGUCAUGGAGGAAAUGGUAGUAGGCGCAGCACCCGAACCUCAGGAAGGUGCCUAUAUUGCCGAGAAGAAGGGGUUCUUCAGCUGGACGAGACGCAACAAAGGGGUCAACCGCCGCAAGUCAACAGGCAAACAAGCGCUGGACAAAAAUAGGCUUGAUCAGAAUUACCUGGGCGCAAGCAAAACCAGCAUUGGGCCUGAUCAGCAAGCCCGUAUCGCGGCCGCAGCUGCCCAGUUACAGGCCCGGCAAAAUCAAGAGCAACAGGCCCGGCAACAGGAACAGGGGCAUCCGGAGCGUAGAGGUCGUGCAGACACCGAUCUGAUGAAAGACAAGACCAAUAGUGUACUGACACUGCAGCCUGUCAUCAUGAAAGAGGCGUCGCCGGCUAUGAAGUGGGCGAGCAAGUACGACAAGGAUGCCAUUCGGGAGGCGUACCUGGCCAACUCCGACGCCGGCCGUGGCGUGAGUAUGUCGGGAUUUCCCCGCAACGGCAGCAGCACGCACUUGGCACAUAAUGGCCACUCCCCCGGCUAUGAACACCAGCCCCAAGUGCCCCCGAAGGCGUCUCCUGUCCCCUCUCAAACAGUGCCUGUCGCGCAACCGGCGGCGACGGCAGCAGCCAGCACCCAAAAGGUUGAGGACGCUAUUGAAGAACCUCGGAUUUCGGCAAAGGAGGUGGAGGCGCCGCAAGAUCCCCAUCCAUCCGACCGACAAGACGCUGCCGAGGACGGUCCCGUACCGCCAGCCAAGGAUCCCGUAGAGCCGGCACGCGGUGGCAUGGCUUCCCCAGAGCCUGACGACAGCCAUGACAUCAAGAUGCAAAAGAAGCUCCAGAAGGAGAACAAGGCCGGUGGCUUCAGAAAACUCUUUAGCCGCAGAAAUCGAAGCUCGAAGCUGCCGGAAAAUGCAUCCGCCGACCUUCAAAGCAUGCUCGAGCAGCACUAUGACAGAUCAGCACAGGCGACUCCAGAGCCAGCCGCUGUGCCGGCGCCUGUGCCAGAAGUUUCCAAGCCGCUGCCACAGCCCCAGGCUGCGGCCGAGCCCGAACCAGAGUCGGCUGUUCCUUCGCCGCGUCCGGCCGAAGUACAAGCCCACGAAGAUGCUCAACAGACCCCGGGAGCCCCAGCAGUUGGCCGAACUCCGGAACAAUUUGGUGAUAACCUGUCGCGUGUGGACACGGAAGACGCCAACGAGGCCCACCGAGAAUUCUCCCGCUUCGAUCAGGGUCCUCUUGUCGACCAGCCUGCCUUUGUCCCUGCGGAUGAUGAUUCCGACGAUGCGGUGCCGCCGCCGAUCGCCCGCCGCGUUCCUGAGGCGGAUGCUCCCGUGGCGCCGGAGCCUAAGCCUGAACGGCACCUGUUGAAGAAAGUGCCAACCCCGGCUGCGGAACCCCCCAAGCCGCAGCUCACCCCUGCGCAGGAUCGAUGGGCCCAAAUCCGGAAGAACGCUGCAGAGCGGGCUGCCCAGCGGCAGAAUGAUAUGGCCGCCGGUAGAACUCUGAGCAAGACGACUAGUACAACAGAUGGCGAUGAUGAAACUAGUGGCGAAGAGACAAUCGAAUCGCGUGUCGCCCGCAUCAAGGCUCGUGUUGCAGAGCUGACUGGUAACAUGGAGGGCAGCACUAGCCCUGCGCCUGCUGGCCCAGGUCAAAUACAGUGA